AUGCCGUUGUCCGUCUCUGCGUCGGCUCUCCCGUCGUUUCGGAAGCAGCAUCUUCUCGUCGAGUUCACCCGUCUGCGCUAUGCACAGCUGGAUGGCGUUUUCUUGAGCAUCACGCCCGGCGACCCAACACUGUGGGUAGGUGUAAUAUUCGUGCGAAAAGGACCAUAUGCGCCUGCAGUCUUACGCUUCCAAAUCUCCUUCCCACCCAGCUAUCCUACUAUACCCCCCCUCGUGACCUUUUCUACCGAUGUCUUUCACCCGCUGCUCACGCCACUUACCACGUAUACUUACACGACUGGCUCCGCCGACACGGAUACCGUCAGUGCCACGGAUGAGGAACGGCUGCCACCGGGAGGCUUCAGUCUCCGGCACGGCUUCCCGCACUGGUUCGGCAGAGCUCGAAGAUCUGUACCGAAUUCUCGCGAUGUCAGUGGAUCUUCAAAUGCUAUUCCCGCGCGAUCCGACUCCAAUGUCGCAUCUGGCGUCCUCGGGGCUUCUCAGUCUACUGCGGAGUACUCCAUUGUGCGCAUGAUAGAGUACAUCCGCUCAACCUUUAGUGAGGAGUCAAUAUUGGACUCACUUCCGCUAGAGGCUGCUGCGAAUCCAGGUGCGUAUCAUGCAUGGCGGGCGCACCGCGCUCCGAUAUUGCAAUCACAACAGUCAGACCGAGCAACUCCAAGUCCCGACCCUUCCACAACGGACAAGUCCGAAGGUUCAUCUGCAUUGGGACGUAAUCGCCGACCUGGAGAGUGGAACUGGGAGGGGGUCUGGGAGGAACGUGUAAGAAAAGCAGUCAAGGCUAGUAUAUCGGAACCAGUCCUGUUCGGCGCUGGCGCUGGAGAAGACAUUAUUCGCUUUCGCGAGGCGGACGAUGAGAUGCACGAGAAGAUGAAAAGGCAUUUAGAAGUGGCUGCCGCCCAACUGGGCGAGGCGUAA
Messenger RNA from Alternaria ethzedia, 936 nucleotides. RefSeq lists its product as uncharacterized. Lineage: Eukaryota; Fungi; Ascomycota; Dothideomycetes; Pleosporales; Pleosporaceae. The record is from RefSeq and is a predicted model, not a curated record. The coding region runs from base 1 to 936 and encodes 311 amino acids. The transcript is spliced from 4 exons.